UCUCUUUCCCCACUCACAAAUCUGUAAUAUUUUUUCAAGUGAAAUGCAUGUCCAAACAUAAUUUCAAAUUUCAAAUACAAUUUUUCAACUUAACUCCAAAUCUUAUUUUUUUCCAAAAAUUACAAUUUUUAUGUCAGACGCCUACUAAAUCUUUGUAAGAAUACAAUUUUCACUCUUUUCUACUUGGUACAAAAACAGCAGAAGUGAAGAUGUCUUGUUAUUCAUUUAGUCUUUUUAUAUGCUACCAUGUUGAAGUUGGCAACUCUAGCUAUCAAUUGGAAAGCUGUGAGAUUUUUAAAGUUUCAAAAUUAGAAUCUCUUCUAAUAAAAUAUUAAAACAACUUUAGUAAAAAACAAAUUUUAUUGGUUUACCCAUCAUGUGAAGCCUGGAUAGCAUCCCACUACAUCAAAUAACACCAAAAUAUUUUACAAAAAAUUGUGCAUAUUUUACAUUAUAAAUCUAGAUAACUGUCAGUGAGCACCACUAUCCCCACCACCCUCUCCAAACCCCCAAAGCAAGUCUCUCUUACUUUGCUACGGAGGAGAAGUAUGUCAAUUAUCCCAAGAGUUUUUCUUCCUCUACUGCUUUUGAUGUUUGUUACAAAAAAUUCAGUGAAUGGACAGCUAGAAGAAUGGUGCAUAGCAGAUGAGCAAACACCAGACAAUGAGUUGCAGGUGGCAUUAGAUUGGGCAUGUGGAAAAGGGGGUGCAGAUUGUAGCAAGAUUCAAAAGGACCAAGUUUGCUAUUACCCAAAUACUGUGAAAGACCAUGCUUCUUAUGCCUUUAAUAAUUACUUUCAGAAGUAUAAGAAGAAAGGUGGAAGUUGUUUCUUCAAUAAUGCUGCUAUGAUUACUCAAGUUGAUCCUAGUUAUAAUUCUUGCCAUUACGAGUAUAUGCCCUAGUGCUUAUUGCUUUUCAAUCUGUUAAUGCCAAGUUGAGGUUCAUCAUUUAAGCCAAGAAAGAUAGUCCCGGGCAUUAACCAGCUGACUAUAUUCUGGAUUUUGAGUAAUUGGAAUUCAAUAUGUUGUACCCAUUUUUGCUACUGAAAGUCUGAGAUAUCAGCUGCUUGUCAUGCAAUAGUGACAUGCACUAAUUUAUCAUUA
Nicotiana tabacum (common tobacco) is the source of this 1103-nucleotide messenger RNA. RefSeq names its product PLASMODESMATA CALLOSE-BINDING PROTEIN 5-like. The record is from RefSeq and is a predicted model, not a curated record. Lineage: Eukaryota; Viridiplantae; Streptophyta; Magnoliopsida; Solanales; Solanaceae.